AUGGCACCACCAUCGGUCACUGUACAGGGAGGCGAGAGCCUUGCCCUUCCCACCGUUUUCUCGGCCCCCAUCAGACCUGACGUUGUCAACUUCUGCCACACCGCUCAGGCCAAGAACAAGAGACAACCUUACUCCGUUUCCGAGAAGGCAGGUCACCAGACCAGUGCUGAGUCAUGGGGUACCGGUCGUGCUGUUGCCCGUAUUCCUCGUGUCUCCGGUGGCGGUACCCACCGUGCCGGUCAGGCUGCUUUCGGUAACAUGUGCCGAUCCGGUCGCAUGUUCGCUCCCACCAAGAUCUGGCGCAAGUGGCACGUCAAGAUCAACCAGGGCCAGAAGCGAUUCGCUGUUGCCUCUGCUGUUGCCGCCUCGGCUGUUGCUCCUCUCCUGCUCGCCCGUGGUCACGCCAUCUCCAAGGUCCCCGAGGUCCCCUUGGUCAUCGACUCCUCCAAGGUUGAGGGUGCCGCUGUUGCCAAGACCGCCGCCGCUCUCAAGCUCUUGAACGAGGUCGGUGCCGCCGAGGAUAUCGAGAAGGCCAAGAAGUCCAAGAAGGUCCGUGCCGGUAAGGGCAAGCUCCGUGGCCGCCGCCACCGCCAGCGCCGUGGUCCUCUCGUCAUCUACGACCCCAAGACCGAUGGCACUGAGCUCAUCAAGGGUUUCCGCAACCUGCCCGGCUGUGAGACCUGCGACGUCUACGCCUUGAACCUCCUCCAGCUCGCCCCUGGUGGUCACCUUGGUCGUUUCAUCGUCUGGACCUCCAACGCCUUCAAGGCUCUCAACACCAUCUACGGUUCCACCACCGAGCCUUCUCAGCUCAAGAAGGACUUCCUCCUGCCUUCCAACGUUGUCUCCAACGCCGACCUCACCCGUCUGAUCAACAGCAGCGAAAUCCAGAGCGUCCUCAACGCCCCCAAGGGCACUGCUCUUACCAAGCGUGCUUCCGUCCAGAAGAAGAACCCUCUCAAGAACAAGCAGGUUCGCCUUCGCCUCAACCCUUACCACGCCACCUUCGUCAAGGAGAAGCUUGGUGAGCAGAAGGCUGAGGCCGGCAAGCCCAAGGCUACUCCCGUCGAGUUCCUUGAGAACGCUCUUGAGCUUUAA
Truncatella angustata is the source of this 1098-nucleotide messenger RNA. RefSeq names its product ribosomal protein L4 domain-containing protein. Gene Ontology annotation, biological process: translation. The coding region runs from base 1 to 1098 and encodes 365 amino acids. Gene Ontology annotation, cellular component: ribosome; cytosolic large ribosomal subunit. The record is from RefSeq and is a predicted model, not a curated record. The transcript is spliced from 5 exons. Gene Ontology annotation, molecular function: RNA binding; structural constituent of ribosome. NCBI's taxonomy places the organism in Eukaryota, Fungi, Ascomycota, Sordariomycetes, Amphisphaeriales, Sporocadaceae.